AUGUACAGCAUGCUGGAACAUGACAUGAAGUCGUCCGGGCCACCGACGCACCAAAGCGGGCAGGGAAUGACCCAGCUGAACGGUGGAGUAAAUCACGGGGUGACCCACGGAGUCACCAAGCCUGCUGUCAACAACCAACAACAGGGUGUCGAUCCCAUGGACAAGGUUAAGCGGCCUAUGAACGCCUUUAUGGUCUGGUCUCGGGGUCAGAGGCGCAAGAUGGCACAGGAGAACCCCAAAAUGCACAACUCUGAAAUCAGUAAGCGUCUGGGCGCCGAAUGGAAGCUGCUUACCGACGCGGAGAAACGGCCCUUUAUCGACGAGGCCAAAAGACUUCGUGCCCUGCACAUGAAGGAGUACCCAGAUUACAAAUACAAGCCCCGUCGCAAGACGAAACCGGUUCUGAAGAAGGACAACCCGGCCGCUAAGUAUCCACUGUCAGCCGGCAACCUGUUGGCGGCGGCCGCUGCGCAAGGAUCGGGAGGCAGCCCGCGGAUGGAUAGCUACGGCUGGGGUCACACAGGUGGAUACGCUGGCAUGCAGAGUGAUGCCCUAGGUUACAGUCAGCAGCUGCACCGCUAUGAUUUGUCUGCUUUGCAGUAUCCAUCCGCCAUGGCCACAGCGCAAUCUUACAUGAAUGGCGCAAACUCCUACAACCCCAUGUCCUACAGCAGCACUCCACAACAGCCCAGUCCGGUCAUGUCCAUGGUGAAACAAGACCAAGUGUCCCACUCUCCGACCGGAGCCCACCAGCGGGGUCCUUUACAAGGCGACCUGAGGGACAUGAUUAGCAUGUAUAUCCCUGGAGGAGACACCACAGAGAGUGGAGCACAGAGAGGUUACUCCAACAUCCAACAGCAUUACCUCACUGGUACAGCACCUCUCACUCACAUCUGAUCAAGAAACUGUCCUGUAAUUAGUCUGGAGGCUUGUGGGCUCACACGACUCGAUGUGCUGUAGUAGAUGCUUGAACAUUAACUUGAUAUGUAAAAAGGAUGAGGGUGUGUGGACACACGGUCGAACUGGAAGACCCAAGGCAGCUGGACUUGUCAAAGUGCCUGAAUUUUGUGUGGAGUGUGUGUGUGUGUGUUUGUGUGUCAUCCUAUGAUGUCAUUGCAUUUUUCUAAGGUCCAUGUGUGUGUUUUCUA
Paramisgurnus dabryanus is the source of this 1148-nucleotide messenger RNA. It is a transcript of the gene sox19a, whose product is annotated as SRY-box transcription factor 19a. The record is from RefSeq and is a predicted model, not a curated record. Gene Ontology annotation, biological process: positive regulation of transcription by RNA polymerase II; brain development; neuron differentiation. Gene Ontology annotation, cellular component: nucleus. Gene Ontology annotation, molecular function: DNA-binding transcription activator activity, RNA polymerase II-specific; RNA polymerase II cis-regulatory region sequence-specific DNA binding. Lineage: Eukaryota; Metazoa; Chordata; Actinopteri; Cypriniformes; Cobitidae.